Molecule: messenger RNA, 630 nt
Organism: Anoplophora glabripennis (Asian longhorned beetle)
Lineage: Eukaryota; Metazoa; Arthropoda; Insecta; Coleoptera; Cerambycidae
Exons: 2
Source: RefSeq, a predicted model, not a curated record
GUGCAGGGAUUGCCCGUCGUGCUUCUAUUGCGACGAUCAUUGCAGAUUGGAGUCUGACUGGAACAGAUGCCACAGAUUCGAGUGCCCUGGGAUGCAGGCCGGAAUCUGGCAAGACCUGGGAAUAGCCCUCCCCGCUUUAAGGGCCUUGGUGAGGGGUCUUCGGACCGGUUUGGAUAGGACUAUUAGUACCCCCGAGGAGGACUUGAAGAAUUUUGGCAGCCGCACGGACAACUAUCGCUAUUUCAAUAAUCUCGUGUCGCAUUUGGAUGGAAACGAACACCUUAUGUCGUACUUGCUGUGGGCUCUGGUCGUGGUGAAAUACUUGGAAGACUACACCCAAUUCUUCCAGUGGCACUUGACGAGGGAAAAUUGUCCGGUAAAGGAUAAGGACAGCUUCAUUAAGUUGGUUGGCGGCCAGCUCGUGAAGCACAUGGCACAGCUCACUUAUAACGCCAGCGUCAUUGAACAUUGGUCGUUCGUUCCGAAAGAGAUAGAUUCAGAAUCUACGGAACAUUUUUCAGACUGUCUGAGAGACUGUUUUAUCCCGGAUAGUGUCGGAUCUGUAGCCAGUGGAAUUUUCCCAUCCGUCAGCAUGAUGAACCACUCUUGUCGCCCGAAUGUGACGAAUUU